UUGGCUGGAUGUGGUACUUGGAGAUGUUGAGCUGGCUCCUUCCCCCCAUGUCCCUGCACACACACAGGGGCGGGUGGUGCGGGCGGGAGCGGGAGGCAGGGCUCAGCCCCGGCGGCGGCGGUGGGGCUCCCCCUAUUCCCUGCCUGCCCGCCGCCGUGCCCGAGCCGCUCCUGCUGCUGGGCUGCUGCUUGCGGCCGCAGGACCCGGCCGAGCCGGGCCGAGGGGAGCGCGGGCGGCUGCUGGCGGCGGCCGAGAUGAUGGCGGAGGGCGGCGGCGGCCCGGCGCGGAGGAAGGCGCUGUCGCUGCUGGAGGCGGCCCGCUCCCGCUACGAGAGCCUGCAGAUCUCCGACGACGUCUUCGGGGAGUCGGGACAGGACAGCAGCGGCAACCCCUUCUACAGCACCUCGGCCGACUCCCGCUCCGCCGCCUCUUCCCAGGACGAGGAAGACGACGAGGAGGACGAGGGGCGCCCGGAGGGGCCGGGCCCGCGGGGCAGGGCGGCCCGGCGCCGCGCCCCCAGGGCGGCGGCCACUCCGGCGGAGCGGCGGCGACAGCGGCAGUUCGGCGGCGGCAGCGCCGUCCCGGGCGGCCCCGGCCCGAUGGAGGAGGAGGAGGAGGAGGAAGCGGAGAAGGGGGGGUGGACCCGGUCGCUGCGAGACGUCCCACCCCCUCACUUCAAGGAUGGCAGCGGUCCAACACGAAAAAUGCCCCUGACUGCCAGUGCCAUGGACUUUUUUCAGCUCUUUGUCCCUGACAAUGUACUAAAGAAUAUGGUGGUCCAAACCAACAUGUAUGCCAAGAAGUAUCAGGAGAGAUUUGGUAGUGACGAUGCCUGGAUUGACGUCACCUUGACGGAAAUGAAGGCCUUCUUAGGCUACGUGAUAUCAACCAGCAUCCACCACUGUGAGUCUGUUCUCAGCAUCUGGAGCAGUGGCUUCUACAGCAACAAAAGCAUUGCACUUAUCAUGACGCAAUCACGGUUUGAGAAGAUCCUGAAGUACUUCCAUGUUGUGGCCUUCCGCUCGAGCCAGACAACACAUGGCCUCUACAAAAUCCAGCCUUUUCUGGACUCUCUGCAGAAUGGCUUUGACUCUGCUUUUAGACCUUCACAAGCCCAGGUACUACAUGAGCCCCUGAUUGACGAGGAUCCCGUUUUCAUUGCCACGUGCACGGAGAGGGAGCUGCGCAAGAGGAAAAAGAGGAAAUUCAGUCUCUGGGUUCGUCAGUGCUCAUCCACUGGUUUCAUCUGCCAGAUUUAUGUCCAUCUCAAAGAAGGGAGUGGUGCUGACGGGCUGGAUGCUUUGAAGAACAAACCGCAGCUUCACAGUAUGGUGGCCAAAAGCCUUUGUCAGAACGCCUCUGGGAAGAACUACAUCAUCUUCACUGGCCCAAGCAUUACCAGCCUGAAUCUCUUUGAAGAAUUUGAGAAGCAAGAGAUUUACUGCUGUGGGUUGCUGAGCACCAGGAAGAGUGACUGCACAGGCCUACCUCCAUCCAUGCUGAACAACCCUGAAACUCCCCAGUCCAGAGGACAGUACAGAAUAAGAAUGAAGGGAAACAUGUCUUUGAUCUGCUGGUACAAUAAAGGGCACUUUCGUUUUUUGACCAAUGCCUAUUCACCGGUUCAACAAGGAGUUAUAAUUAAGAGAAAAAGCGGAGAAAUUCCGUGCCCAUUAGCAGUUGAAGCCUUUGCUGCUCACCUUAGCUAUAUCUGCAAAUAUGAUGACAAAUACAGCAAGUAUUUCAUAUCUCACAAACCAAACAAGACCUGGCAGCAAGUAUUCUGGUUUGCCAUCAGCAUCGCUAUAAACAAUGCCUACAUCCUCUACAAAAUGUCAGAGGCCUACCAUGUGACAAGGUAUAGCCGCGCACAGUUUGGUGAAAGACUCGUAAAGGAGCUUCUGGGCUUGGAAGACACCUCACCCUCCCAUUGAUGCAUUGUUCUUGGUGGCGUAGGCAGGGGGUGGAGGGUAAGCAGAAGAAGACACCACACCUGGAAUGGCAAAGCAAGGAACUUGUGACACCACCAGUGCUGUCCUUAUCCAAAAAUGCCAAGUGAUGCCACUAGAGAGGUGGAAACUUUGUUCCUAGUAGCAGCUGGAUGUAAACAUGUCCUGCAGAAAGUGCCAGUGGAAAAGCUGACACAAAAUUGCCUAUGUGAAUGCCCUGUGGGAAUCUGUACACCAGAAACAGACUUAAGUUAGUCAUCAUCUCAGUACUAUUUGUUGAGCAGGGUCAUCUUGUAAAGUUCCCCUUGGGCUAAGAGCUUGUCAUAAGCUGGCCAUAGCUCAGCAGUCCUAGGCGGGCAUUACAGAAAACUCGAUACCUUACUUGGAGUUAUUCAGUUCUGGGACAAGCAACGUGCACCAUGGGCUGUGGUUGGGAGUGCCUGCCAUCCUGUGAGGCAUCGCUGCUGUCCUCCCCGUGUGCUAAACGAAGCAGUUCAGAUACACGAACACCGAAGCGGGCGUAUUGACAAACAAAACCUUCACAGGCAGGCAGCCAGGAACUGAGGACCAGUUAAGGCUUUUUCUUUAUGUCUUUUUUUUUUUUCCCCCCUUUGCUUUUAUUAAUGUAAUGUAAGGCAAUUUGAUCCCAGGUAGAACAUAGCAGAAUUAGGAGAAACCAAACACAUUAGUGAAUUUAAAAUGGAAAAUACAUUACGUUUAUUUUCUUUUUUAACCAAGAUGAAACAUUUUCUACACAAGCAGUGAGUAACACUGUAAGUAUUAACAGUGAGUAAACCAGUAAGUAGAUACUGCCUCACAUCUUAACUGCCACGGUCAGUGUACAGGUGAGAAAUCAGAGUAUAACAAUUAUAUUUUUUCUUGAUUUCAACUGUAUCUUAAAUGUUGCUUAAAAAUGUAAUGGACUGUUAAGGUUUUAGGAACAAUGAUUUCUGUCUUUUCCUUUUGUAACUGUCAAGACUUUUUUGGUCCAUUUUAGAACUCCAUUCAGUACACAGUUGGCAAGAAAAAAUAAGUCACUAAUAGCAGUGUGUUUCCCAUUAUCACUGCGGGGUGUUCUGUAGGAAUUCUUCUUGUUAGAAUUCAGGGCUUGUCACAGUAGUUGUAAUUAAGCAGAUUACAUGUUUAGCAAAAUAACAUAGCGUUGUGUUUUACAAAAAGAAAGAAAGAAGUCCAGUUGCAACCAUACCUUAAGCCUCACUAAAACAGAGCAAGCCCAAAGAGUUCUCCUGUCCUGAGUAACACCGCAGAGGACAAGCAUCAUCAGGAGCUGGUGCCCAUGGCUGGAACGCCACAUUUUGGUGCUGGUGGAAUCUGAAGGCUGAUGAAGCUUUGGAAAACAAAGCCAAGAGAGAGCAGUAUGAUUGAAACAGGGGAGAAUCGAUACCGAGGUAAAAUACUACCCUGCCCUCUGCACAUUACUGAUUUCAGUUCACAACUCAAUCAGCAAAAAAACUCUGUGUUCUAAAGGUUAGCAGUGAUGGACACAAACAGAAUUGCAUUAACUUACAGGGCCGAAAACAUGUUGCUUAAAGGACCAGCUGGUUUUAGGUCCCCAAGCCUGAAACAUUUUGCUGACGAAUGACUUGGCUUGAUUCAAGAGGAAUGGAGUGAUUGAGUGAUUUCCGUAUCAGUGUAAGCGUCACCAGGUUAUACGUGUCUGGCAAGAGACAAUAGAAGGUAACUGACAUCAAUGUGAGAACUCCCCAGGUUUCAUCAUUAUGUGAUGUGCAAAUGCACAGCAUGGAAAUCACGACAGGCUCCAGCAGGGGUUAGUAAAUUACUGACUAGCCCAAAGAACAUCCUUCCACUGACAUGUUUCUAUUUCCACCAAAGUCUUAUUUUUUUGGAGUAGAGUUAGGGGCAGAUCUCACCUGGUUUCAGGGAGAGUAAGAAGAUGCCCAGCUCCGUGGUGGUUCUGCUUGCAAUACAGCCUGGAGACUGUCCCACGCGUCAUGCUCUGCCUGCCAGCUGCACGAUGUACAGCAGUGGGCUUCCCAAGCAUCCCUUUUCACUUCUCAGUCCACAAGGUCUCCACCCAGGAAACGUGGAAGAAAGAACAAAACCUUGUGCACUGAGGCCUCCUAGCCUCAAAAGGAAGGCGAGGCUCUGUACCACUCCAGUUCUUGGCAAUGCCAAGCUGCAUAGGAGCCCAGGGAUGAGUUCAAAUCUUGGCCCUGCAGAGAACUGAGACCACCCCUCUUCAGACUGAGUGUGUGUGGUGGCUUGUAAGUAUUCAAAGAGGGAGAAGAGCUAGUGUGAGGCAUGAAAAAGAAAGGGUCAGCGGUAUAACCCACAGUUUCCUUUUUUGAGGGAAUUUCCACAGAGGUACCUAAAGGCAAAUGGUGUUCUUGAUGCUCCCUGCUUCAGAGAAUGCCAGGCUAUAUUGCAACAUGAAGAGUAGCUACAAGUUCAUUAUGUCCUGUAAAUUUUAUGGUAGCCAAAACUGGGGCAGUAAGGAAAGGCCUGGACUGGAACGUUGCUGAUGGGACAGCUUGAAUGAACAGUAGCUGCUGGGAGCCAAAUUUCCUUGCAUUGCCCUGCAACGCUGGAGCAUUUGUAAGACACACAUGCCCCCAGCAGAGAUGGGGAGGUUUGCAGGAGUGUCUCCUCGGGGACACUUGGUACUUCUGAGGAGUAAGCACAGCACUCUCCGGCUAUGUUGUAGCCCCCUGAGAUAAACCUAGAGCCCUUGGCCAAUUGUUACGUUACAAUGUAUGCUUAAACGCUUGGAUCUAGGCCAUCCCGUACAGAAAAUGCCUUUUCUUUUUCAGGUGGCAGUAGGUCCAAGGCCUUGGAAUGUUUAAUUUUCCACUAAUGUAGGCUGUUAAUUAUGUGGAUUACUUGAGCUAAAAUCAUGGUGUCCUAGAUUUUUGCCUCAGGGACUUGGUCCUGAGUAGUUUUCCCUAGAAUUGGUGUUGACGGGGGAUUACACAGUGGCUGACUAUUACAGGGAAGAUGCUUUAGUCUCCUUUGUAAAGGAGAAAAAUGAAGACAAAAUUAUAGCUUUGCAAUGAAUUUCAUUUUCUUAGCCUUAACCAUCCCUCAUCAUUUUGAACUGGUGCCCUACAUAUGCACAAACAUUCCAUAAGUAAGCAAAAAUAUUUAUAUAUAUUUAUAUGUACAAAAUGCCUGAAUUUCGGCUCUCGAAGCCAACAAGCAAAAGCCACCAAAGCAUAGUCUAUAUCCACAGCUGACUAUUCCACCUCAUCUUCUCCGUUUAUUGACUAGGAGUGGAUAGGGUUAGGGAAAGUUAAGAUUUCUCCCCAUUAAAAAAGCAUCUUGCACUUUCUCUAUGUUACUACAAACAAGGCAACGUAAUUAAGGAAGAAACUGAAUAAUUUUUAAAAGGCAAAAGUUUGUUAACUGCAGCUCAGCUUUUGUAGCAUUUCCUUUACUGCAAACUGGCUUACUCAGAUUUGGUUCUUCACCUGCUUGUAACAUUAAAGUUUCUCCCUAGUUAGAGGCAAAAAAAAAAAGAAGGGGUUACUCUCAAAGUAGCGCAAGGAGGCUAGCUAUAGUGUGUGUGUGUGUGUGUGUGUUAAUUGUGCAAUGGCUUGUGAAGUGAUAGAAAGUUUGGGGUGCUUGGGGGGGAGGGUUGUAGCCUUGAGACAAUCUGAGUAAGAGAUCUUAAGCUCAGCAGUAGCUGUAAUGCAGUGGAAAUGCCAACCAGGUCACAGAGGAACAUCUCUAAUUUUUUCCAGGGGAAAAAAAAAAAGUUUGAAGCUGAAGCAGACAAAGGAGCAGCAAGGCUUGGUUCUCUCCUGCUGAACUGAAUUUUCAUUAACAUACUUCUGAAAACUGAAAAUUACUUAUUUAUGGUAUGCAAUCUUUGUUUCAAAGAACUGAGACCAUCAGUAGGACAUACUGACCACCUUCUAUGCACAGCCCUUCUUUCAAGAAAUGUCUGUCAUGCCACCAUCCAUUCUUGGAAAACAUUUUUCCCAGUGUAUAAUAUAACACUGACUAGAGCUUAGAAGCCACUGUGAAAUGGUUUCCACUGCUUUUGUCUGCUUUGAGAAAUGCUUCAAAGGGCUUGCAGAAACUCUGCUACUUUUUAUUUCAGCCCAUCUGUGCACUUGACACUAAGACACAAUUUAAAGAAAUCUCUUCUCUGUUUUCCAUUUCUAUUCUCUAUCCCCAACCCUUCUACAGUUUCACGGUAGUCCAAGAAUCCCAGUUUAUAGAAGUUUCAGUGUCCCUAAUGGGUACAACUUUGUUUUCUUCAGACAAUUCCCAGAGAAAAAUUAAUUUAGCUGUUUCCAGACUGACAUUAAGGACAGCAACUCAAAACAGCAUUCCCAUUCUUUACCUCCAGCUACACUUCUGUGUCCUUUUUUUUUUUUUUUUUUCUUUCUUUCCCUGAAGAGGGUUUUUUCCUUCUAACAUUUAUUUAGUAGUCUAUCUUGAGCUGGUGAAUAGUGAAAGAAGGCUCCAAUAUCUCAGUCUUACAUGUCUUAGUCCCCUAGCCCUAGAGCUGAUUUUAGUGAUGAGCGGGGGAUUUUGCUGCACUGAUAAUUCUGCGCAUCUGUGCUACUUUCCAUGCAAGGAUUGCAAAGUGCUUUAACACCCUCAGCUCUCAUGAGACAUCAUUAGCUCCUCCAAUAGGACCUUCCCCUUCCCUAAUCAGACACUGAGGCACAGCACAGGUAAGAGGGUGAUGAAACUGUGGUGUUUUCAUUCCUGCUGAUUAAGUCCACGUUCUGUGUUUUCAGUGACUUGGUUCUUUUUCAAAUGUACUUUUCCGAACUAGAAAUGAAAGCAUGCCGAAUGUCAUUCCACCCUGAAGUGAGGGCUGUGGGACUUUAUCAGGACAGGUUCCUUACUCUGUAUAGGUCGGUACGAGUCAAAACCAAGUUGCACUGAAGGUAACAGAAAACUGGAUAAAACAUAGCCGUGCAGCCUGCCUGAGGAGCUUAGAGGAGAUAAAUGGAGAAUCUGAAGCUCUGCAGUAGUCCAGUAAUCAAUGUGAAACUCAGACAAAUCAUUACUAAGGCUGACUUGAGAAAAGUCACUGAGGCUUAGGUGGAAUAUGAAGUCUUCCGUCCAUCUCUGUUGUGGAGUUUGCCAUGGCACUUUCCUGUUGCUAGGACUACUGUAAGAUUAAUUGUUUGUAAAACAAGAGCUCAUCUCAAUCUGGUUGAGAACAUUCAAGUGUCAAAGGCCUGUUAGCAGCGUUUCACAAAGGCAAGGAACUCUAAGCUCAAAACACAUGUGUAUUUGGCCUGUCAUUAACUAGGCUAUUUUGCACAGACAGAUCACAUCGUCAUCUGCUCAAACGCAAGCCUCUCACCAGUGCUACUUGACACGUAUUCCCUCUCAUAACAUUUCAUUCCAAACCUACCUUUGUUUCCAGAAGCAUUAUGAACUGGAAAAACCCCCGUAUCAUCAUCUCAUUGUUGGGGAACAGUGGAGAAUAGCUGUGCUUUGUACAAAACAGGUCUCUUCUUUUGAGAGGCGGCUCUGUGUCUUCAGAAAUCUAGCUCUGGAGAAGUUUCCUGCCUUAUGCUUUCCUUUGCUUCGUCAUUCCAUGGAUUUAGAGCACAUCCAAAUCAUCCUGCAGGUUCUUGGUCAGUCUGGAAGAGGUGAGAGCAGAGAGUUGGCCUUUCACUUCACUUUUAUAGUAUUACUUUGCUGAUCCUUUCUGCUAUUUUGCAAAUCUCCGACGGAACAGGGUAAUUGUUUCUGAAGCCUAUAUACUAUAAUUGCAAUCACUGUGAAGGUGUUGCCUGCUUUGCCCCAUUAGUGCUGCCCGUCAGGUUUGUAUGGACCCAAAACAGGUAUCAGCAUCACCCCACCCACUGCUCCCAUUGGAAUGGCUGUAACAUUCCUCAGCUCUGGAUCGCUGUCAAAGAGGGGCCUUUGACGUGGUCUGGGGAGUUUUUUGGUGUUUUGGUUUGUUUUAAACCCUUCCACGCUGAUGGGUCUGGUGAAUGGCUGUUAGGUAUCACGAAAAGGCCUUAAGUGGUAAAUCCCUUUUGUAUCACUCUUCUGAAGUAAUAAUUGCUUAUAUUAGAUGUCAAGGUGGUCCACACGAUGUGUAGUGCAAAAAAAAAAUCUCUUAUCCAUGAAAACAUCACUCUGCAGAAGUGCUCAUUUGAUGUAACUGCAACAACCCUGGAAUGCAUGGGGGACCUGGAUGAAGAACCUAGUGGGAAAGGACCAUAACGCCGUCCUGUAGGGCCAUGAUGUGCAGGGCCCAAUUGGAUGAACAAAGAGGGGAGAGACGAGUGCGAUUUGGGAUCCGGGAUCCUUGAACAGACUUCAUAAGUCAAGCUAGUCUCACAAGUUUGACUAGGGAAGGGAAGACACCAGGCCCAUGCAGUUUGCUCCCAGCCCUGGCAACUCUGUUUCUAAAAUAAAGCUGGCAAAUGCUUUCACUUUUCAAGUAUUUACGGUGUGCUCUGGACUUCAAACAGAGCAUUUUGUCCCAUUUUCACUAAUUACCAAAAAAAAAAAAAAAAAAGAGCCUAGAAACGGAAAAGCAAAGCGCAGUACACUAGGUUCAUCUGUCCAGAACCCCAACCCACUUGGUGUCAAAGUAACUUUGUGGUCUUGUUCUCCAGUUAAUCUGUGACAAGGUGUAUGCAAAACGUGACUGCUGAACAAUUCGCACCUCUCUGUGAAAGGGAGUUACUCAUUUGAUGGAAAACAAAGUACAGGUCUCUCAGACUUACUUUCACAACCUGGUUUUUUUCUUCCAGUUGUGAGCCAAAUCUUGGCUUGGCAUUGCAGUACGGAAAUGAAAAAUACCUUGACCCCCAUGGUUUGGGGUGAGAUUAGAGAUAGCAAAACUCAGAUUUCUGCCAGAGAUUAAUCUGAUCCCGUACAGGUGAGGCUGAUCAGCACAGUCCGUUAGAAGGACGAGUCUAAGGGGAGCAGCAGGUUUGAGGAGGCAGAGGGAGAUGAGCCAGGUGAUCCCUUCUAACUCCCAUCUUUCCAGCAUGUGUACCCCCCGCCUUCCCCUCCUGCCUUUGAAUUAAAAGGAACAGGCUGAUGUUUAACACAACCAGCCUGUGCAGCUGCUUUAGCGACAUAAACCCUGCUUUAGCUACACCACUGGCCUCACGCCAUGCCUUCCCUCACACCGUACACGUUCAGUAGUCAUCAGCCUUGGAGUCAAAGCACUGCUGCAUGUCAGCGCGGCAUGGAAGCGACGGUCUGAGGAAGUGCCAUGGUAGAAACAGGAGCAAUGGGGAUUCUGGAAAAGGAAUCUUCCCCUCUAUGUUUUGUUGUCGUUUAUUUUCAGUAUGUGCAACUUACGUUCCAUCAAAUGCAGUGACGGUACCAAACGCAAAGGCCUGACCUGGCUGAGUGCUUUCAAACCGACUCCAUCGGGCUCCGCUCACAACAUCAGUGACUGCAGUUUUGUUGCAAAGUUCUAUAUUCUUUAUAAUUCUGAAGAUUUCUGUUGAAAAUAUAAAUUCCAGAGGCAAAGUGUACACUGCAAUUGCUUUUUCUUUCCUCCCUUAUUUUUUUUUUUAAAAACUCAGAGCAAUUUUGUAACAGCCAAGUCUUUCAGGAAAUGCAGGUGUGUGACCUCUUUACGGUAAGAGAUACGCAACUGUGUUUCUGCAUGGGACAGGGAACUACUUUUGUGACACCGGUUUUGUUCUACACAAAGGCACGCUUGCAAUAAAUUUUUACAAGUUUUGUACACCAUGAGCUAAAUUCUGAGUUCCAAAAAUGUGAAGUGUGGCGACAAUAACAAAAUGGAUUUAUAGUAUCACUCUGAUAUCUUGUCAUGUGAUUUUAUUUCUUCAACAAAGUUUGUUUACAAUCAACAACUUUGAAAUACAGUCAGAUAUAUUA
Molecule: messenger RNA, 9779 nt
Organism: Chroicocephalus ridibundus (black-headed gull)
Lineage: Eukaryota; Metazoa; Chordata; Aves; Charadriiformes; Laridae
Gene: PGBD5
Product: piggyBac transposable element derived 5
Exons: 7
Coding region: 9-1934 (641 amino acids)
Biological process (GO): non-replicative DNA transposition
Molecular function (GO): transposase activity
Source: RefSeq, a predicted model, not a curated record